Molecule: messenger RNA, 570 nt
Organism: Durusdinium trenchii
Lineage: Eukaryota; Dinophyceae; Suessiales; Symbiodiniaceae
Source: the annotation of a GenBank genome assembly
AUGAUCGCAGCGCAGCGGGGAUUUUUUACCUUUAUGAACUUGAUGCUUCGAGCGGGCGCCGACAAAGAUGCGGUGAACUUGGAAGGUCAAACGGCUCUCAUGGCGGCUUGUGCACGUGGAGAUGUGAGGGGCGUGCGUUGCCUCUUGGACGCAUGCGCGCAGAUCAAUAAGGUGAACAAAGCCAAGCGCACGGGGCUGUACUUGGCUGCCGCGGCGGGCCAUCUGGAAGCUCUGAGGCUCUUACUUGAAAGACGCGCCGACCCGGACCUGCAGGACCAACAUGGCUGUACUCCUUUGUUCCUGUCAGCUCAGAUUGGUCAUUCGGGCGCCGUGCGAUCCUUGCUCGAAGCCAGGGCCAAUACAGAGUUCAAGAGCGAUGUAGGGCGAAGUGCCCUGACGACAGCCUCACAGUGUGGACAUGUCGCUGUAGUUCAUGAACUCCUCGAAGCACGGGCAGCCAUAGAGACCUUGGCCCUGCGCUAUGCGGUGACCCACGGCCACGAAGAGAUUGUGCAGUGCUUACUCCACGAGCUGCAGGCGCAAGGCGAUCUGAAGGCAGGUCUUCGCUAA